Molecule: messenger RNA, 573 nt
Organism: Cooperia oncophora
Lineage: Eukaryota; Metazoa; Nematoda; Chromadorea; Rhabditida; Trichostrongylidae
Source: the annotation of a GenBank genome assembly
AUGUGGUUCGAAGAGCGUAGUUGGUCAAAUCUGAGGAUGUCAGACCUAGUGGAGGAAUGGCGGGAUCUCUGGUCAUUCAAGGUGGAUUUUAUGGUAGCUGCCAUCGCAUACGUCUUUGCCACUACUAACUUCCUGAACCUGCCAAAGUUAAUUUUAGAGAAUGGGGGAUUAGCAUUCGUGGCCGCAUAUGGUAUCGUUCUCCUUGUUCUAGUACUUCCAACUAUUGUACUGGAACUUGCCGUCGGUCAAUUGACUGGACGGGCGCCAGUACAGGCGUUUUACAGUCUUUCGCCUGUUUUCAAAGGCAUCGGGAUCUCUCAAGUACUGUUCACAUUACUUGUGCUGGCGACAAUGACGCGGUUUCUUGGUUGGUUGUUUCUAUUCGUGGUUCAUCUCUUUUGGACGAUACAAGCAGAUCGACCAGGGUUGCCGUGGUUGAACUGCAAGUAUUUUCCGGAGUUAUUGUCCGCACCAUGUAGAGAUGCUGGAUCCAUGGCGAACUUCACUCUGGCAGCACACACGAAACUGAGUACGGUACGGGACGAGAGUUCUUUGAUGCAGUUCAUGAGGUGA